AUGGCGGUGGAAGACGAUGAUGUUUCAUUGAAUUCGGACGAGUUGGAACUUCCACCAAUGCGUGCAGGAGUGACAACGGCGUCGAUGAGGGAUUCCAAUGUAAGCUCAAUGAGGGAUUCUGGUUUUACUGGGGGGGUUCUAUCGCCACAAAUGAGUUUGAAGAAACGGAUACAAAUGCGAAAGUCAGUUGCUAUAUUUGACGACAAGGGGAUUCAGGAAGGUUAUGCUUCUGUACCAUUACUCGAGAUCGAUUUGCUUCCAAGAGGAGGGAUAAGUUUUGAAACAAAGGCUGUUGGUAGAAUUCAGUUUGGUAUUCCCCCCGAGACUAUCAAGGACAGUAUGCAGUUGGGUAUGGAUGUACCUAGGGUUUAUAUUGUGCCGGUAGAAAGAUUUUGUAGAGAACAAGGCCCGUCGUUAGGAGUCAAUCUUGCAGAAUUUGAAUUCCCAGCUUACUUCACCUAUUUUGUGAGGAAAUUCAAAUGUGUAUUGGUUGUUGACUCGCCUUUGGCAGAAACGGAAAUUAGGAGCGUCUUUGGAGAAACUUUACUAGGCCCAGCUCAUUUUCGCAAUCACAAAUUUCCUUUGGCCAAUGUGGAUGAGGAUUUCGACCCAAGCUUUCCAAGAGAAAGACGACCAAAUUUCUACAAAGAGCUUGGUCAGUUUCGUGCCAAUGAAAAGACGACCGACUACGAUGAAUUAGAAACUGAUACAUUAAUUGACUUCAUCCACUUCAACACUUGUCGGCGAAACGCCCCGCAUCAAGACAACAUACUCGGAGUGCCCCCUGACUCGAAGUUGGUUCAAUUUGGAAAUGGUGGCUCAAUAAAUAUUGGCAGUGAUUCUGACGAAAACGGUUCAGGGUUCCCAAAUCUACUGUCCCCAUUGCUGUCCCCAGGCUUUUCUGGGCGCUCGAGACGAACGGGAGGGUUGACACCGCCACCCGCAAAACCUACUAUUGCUCUUACAGAUGAUCGAAUGGGUGAUCUCAAGACAAUCGUAUCAAUGUCUUCUCAUUCAGAGUCGUCAUCACACCACAAUGCUGGUAGAAGGGGCUCUCUCCCCUCGCAAGUGUCACAACCCAGCGUACUCAUCGAUUCUUCAGAACAUUCAUCAAUGCACAGCUCCUUCGGAAGAUUACCAAGAAGAAAUUCCGAUGGGUCCAUUUCCCGACUGUCUCAAGGGUCUAUCGAUUCGGCCGGGCGAAGGAGCAGUACCAAUUCAACCAUGCGGCGGAGCAGUAUUGGGUCGUUGGAGGAAAAACCACAAUCUGCACGUUUGAUGAACAAACGAGUCAGUUGGACACCCAAAAACAAACUCUUCAUGAAUGCAUCACAAACUUUCGACAGCACUCCAAUUUCAAACAUACGAACGAAGCGAAGAGACAGUACCUUCACAAACUAUUCAUCCAGAGCAUCCACCAAAGUCUCGGGAUUGUCUUCCAUCGACUCAUACGAUUUUAUAAUGGAUGAUGAACCUGACCGACAAGAUUCAAAUUGGAUGUACUCGCAGGCAAAAUGGCUCGGCGACGUGGCAACUGUCUAUCCUCCCAAUGCGACAGACGAGGAAAAGCGACUGAAAACAUGUCCGCGGGUAGAGAUUUUCAAAAUGGCUGGAGGGACAGAAUAUAUUGUUCAUGAUAUUGACAAGGAUAAUAUCAUCAUUGGGAAGAUUCGGUUUAGUGGGACGGUGCAAAUUCCCGACGAGAUCGAGUUGCAUGGGUUUAUUUCAAAUGCAAACGCUACGGAAGAAGACUAUACAGACUACAAUGAAGAGUCAGAACCGAAAAUUCCAGCAUCGCCCAAGCAAUCCACGUUUCAUCCACCUUCUUUUGGAGUGACCGUGUUGGGUAAUUCGCAUGGUUUCGAUAAGAAUGGAACAACAAGUGGCUAUGUCUUAUGGGUUAAUGGACGGGGUAUCAUGGUUGAUCCACCACCAUAUUCAAAUGCUACGUUGGAGCGAGAGGGAAUCAGACCACAAAUGAUCAUGGGGAUCAUUAUUACGCAUUGUCACGCCGACCAUGACGCUGGUGCUUUUCAAAAAGUAAUGAGAGGUUCACGUGUAGCCAUCAUUACAACACCAACGAUAUAUGAUAGUUUCAUCCGAAAGUACUCCGCCCUUUCGGGGCUGAAACAAUCCCUCUUGCGACAUAGCCAUCGGCUACGCCCGGCCAUUAUCGGGCAGCCCUUGAGAUUUCAGGGUGCGAUAUUCCACUUCACCUACACCCUUCAUACGAUUCCAUGCAUCUCAUUCCGGGCUGAAUGGAGAGGAAAAUCAAUUGUGUUUACUGGCGACCAUAUGAACAUUCCGGACGAAAUCGAACGACUCCAAAAGAAGGGCGUGCUGUCCAAAGCCAGGGCGGAGGAUCUUCUUCGGUUACCACUCCAGAAAUGCGAUGUGUUACUUCAUGAAGCAGGUGCACCUCCGAUCCAUACACCCCUUGCAGUUUUACAGAACCUUCCAGAGCACAUUCGAGAUCGACUUUAUGUCGUGCAUACAGCGGCGAUUCCACCAGAUAGUGGUCUGAAGGUCGCCCCAAUCGGCACAGCUGGUACCCUUCGAUUGGACAGUACGUAUGGUCCUAAUCGUUCGGUACUCUCAGCGCUCGGCAGUGCACCAGCCGUUGGCGACCCAGCAAGAAACCAGCCUACACAGAGUUCAGCAAGACCAAGCGUACAAAUGGCGAAUGGUCUGAAAAGUGGAAGAACCAGAGUUGCCCCGUUGGUGUUUCUGCGACCGACGGAUGUAUCUGAUGCAUGGUUCAUUCUGAAUCUGCUAUCAGCUGUACCAUUCUUGUCCAGUCUUUCUUACGGACAUACAAUGGAAUUCUUGGAAAUUGCCCAUGUCGAAAUGUACUGUCAAGGAGAAGUUGUGAUUGAAGGUAAUAGGAGAUCAGAAUCUCUAUGUGUCUUUUGGGAGGGAGUGUGCUCCGAAAAAGUAGGAGAUACCGUAUGGUAUGCUGGAGAUUGGACUGGGCCGCCUCCGUUUGAAACGGAUCAGCCACUGCACUCUCACCAAGCAGAGAAAAGCGUACAUCAUCGUCGGAGUUUUGUCGAUGACAUUGUUGCCAUAUCAGAAGAAGGAGUCAAGGUGAUUACUCUGCCAAUGAAGGAUGUCCGACAUAUUCUGCAUAGUGGCUCGAAGCUAUUUCGAAAGUACCUUUCGCUUCAAAAUAAAAAUGAUGAAGACCUUGAAUUCCACAUGGGUAUGAACGCCAACAGCGUGCCACGAGAUCACAGUGUUCUUGAGUUGAUUCAGUGCAAUUCGGUUUUGCGAAAUCUCAAUGCUAACCAACGAAUCACACUCGAAUCGCUUGCGGAAGGUCCCCGAUACUUUGCAAUCAAUGCCCCAUUAUGGCAAGCGGGAGAUCCUGUUGAGUAUGCCAUGAUUAUUGUCGAAGGUAGUGCUACCAUUGGAACUGCUGAAAGGCGCCGAUCACAGAGUUUCUCUCGAAGGAAUCGCCGUGGUAGUACUGGUGGAAUGGCGCCGAUGACGAGUAUCAGUGAGCAAGCUCAAGCUUCGGUACUGAAACCACUUGCCAACGUGGAACCAGACAAGGUAUUGCAAAACAUCAAUCGGAAUAGUGAAUACUCCCGCCUUCUGGAGUGUCUGCAGUCACGUGCUGACGAAUUCAAUGUAGACGAAGAAGGAGAAAAUAGUGAAGAGGAGGACAGCAAAACCAACGACGAUGGAUCAACGGUUAUCAAGGCAGCGACAGCACAGAAAGAACAGCGAGACAAGUUUGCAAACAAGGUCCUUGCCAGAUUCGGUGAUUUGGCAACUAUCAACAAAAUGGGAGGAAGAUCCAGCAGUAUAGCUAGCGGCGGGUCCAACAAUGACCAUCACUGUCACACGUCAACAAUGCUGGCCGGGAAACAGGGCUGUGUAGCCAUGGUCUUUCCAAAGUCAUCUCUGGUACCAUUUCUGGAUGCAAAUCCAGGUUUGCUGUUAUCGUUACUGGGUACCAAGGUUCUAGUUUAG
Cylindrotheca closterium is the source of this 3978-nucleotide messenger RNA. The record is from the annotation of a GenBank genome assembly. Lineage: Eukaryota; Bacillariophyta; Bacillariophyceae; Bacillariales; Bacillariaceae.